GUCACUGUCAUCCAUAAUGUAAUUUUUUUAUUAAAAUGCUAGCGACGAAACGAAGCUCGCUAAAUUAAUAUAAUAAUUUUGCCAAAUUUCAAUUUGAUUAAAUUAUUGACAUAAAAAAUACUUAUCUACUCACCUAUUUCGACUUCUAAAUACAAAAUCCUUUAUUAAAAUGUCCUUGGCGGAUGAAUUAUUGGCUGAUUUGGAAGAAAACGAUGAUGGUGAAUUGGAAGCCGCAAUCGAAAGUAAAACCUCAAAUGAUCCAUCCCAUGAGUUUGCUGUUCCUUAUCCUGUUAUCCCUAAAGAGGAAGAAAUAAAAAAUGUUUCUAUUAGGGAGUUGGCCAAGUUAAGAGACUCAGAUCGGCUCAAACGAGUGAUUACUGAGAUAGAACAGAAUGUGGGGAACAAUCGAAAGAAAAUUGAAGUGACGGGAUUGAUGGAAUCUGAUCCUGAAUACCAGUUGAUUGUGGAAGCCAACAACAUAGCUGUAGAAAUUGAUGGAGAAAUUGCUAUCAUUCACAGAUUUGUUCGUGACAAGUACCAAAAGCGUUUCCCCGAGCUGGAUUCAUUGAUUGUGACUCCUUUAGAAUAUAUCCGGAGUGUGAAGGAACUUGGUAAUGAUCUGGACCAGGCUAAAAACAAUGAAAUUCUUCAGAGCUUCCUUACGCAAGCCACUAUUAUGAUUGUGUCAGUGACAGCAUCAACUACACAAGGGAAAAGAUUGAGCGAAAAUGAGUUGCAAGAAAUUUAUGAAGCUUGCGACAUGGCUGCUGAGAUAAACAAUUACAAGUCAAAGAUAUUUGAAUAUGUUGAGAGUAGAAUGACAUUCAUUGCACCAAACAUUACUGCUAUUGUUGGUGCAUCAACAGCAGCGAAAAUUCUGGGAGUCGCUGGUGGGUUGUCAAAGCUGUCCAAAAUGCCGGCUUGCAAUGUUCUACCACUAGGGCAGCAGAAGAAGACACUCUCUGGCUUCUCACAAGCCGCUGCAUUACCACACACUGGUUUUAUUUAUUUCUCACAAAUUGUUCAGGACACUCCACCUGAACUGAGGUACAAGGCAGCGAAGUUGGUAUCAACUAAACUUACGCUGGCUGCUCGAGUGGACGCCUCGCAUUCCAGCACAGACGGACACAUCGGACGGCAGCUACGGGAAGGCAUUGAGAAGAAACUGGACAAAUUACAGGAGCCCCCCCCGGUGAAGUUCGUGAAGCCGCUGCCGAAGCCGAUCGAGCAGAGCCGCAAGAAGCGCGGCGGCAAGCGCGUGCGCAAGAUGAAGGAGCGCUACGCCAUGACAGAGUUCAGGAAGAACGCCAACCGGCUCAAUUUCGCUGACAUAGAAGACGACGCGUACCAAGAAGACCUGGGCUACACGCGCGGCACGAUCGGAAAGUCGAGUACGGGUCGUGUGCGGCUGCCGCAGGUCGACGAGAAGACCAAAGUUCGAAUCAGCAAGACCCUGCAGAAGAACCUGCAGAAACAGAACCAGCAGUAUGGCGGCGCCACUAGCAUAAGGAGGCAGGUUUCCGGUACGGCUUCUUCGGUCGCCUUCACUCCAUUGCAGGGUUUGGAGAUAGUUAACCCGCAAGCUGCCGAAACUCGUGUAAAUGAAGCUAACGCCAAAUAUUUUUCCAACACUUCGGGUUUCCUCUCGGUGGGAAAAACUACUUGAAGUUCGGUAAAACUUAUAUUAAUUUGACUUACAUUUAAAUUUGUAUUGAUUAUGAAGUAUUUUCAAAUAAAAAUAGUAAUUAAGCGUA
This is a messenger RNA of Plodia interpunctella (Indianmeal moth), 1754 nucleotides long. RefSeq names its product Pre-mRNA processing factor 31 (gene Prp31). The transcript is spliced from 9 exons. The coding region runs from base 170 to 1666 and encodes 498 amino acids. Lineage: Eukaryota; Metazoa; Arthropoda; Insecta; Lepidoptera; Pyralidae. Gene Ontology annotation, biological process: spliceosomal tri-snRNP complex assembly; mRNA splicing, via spliceosome. The record is from RefSeq and is a predicted model, not a curated record. Gene Ontology annotation, cellular component: U4 snRNP; precatalytic spliceosome; U4/U6 x U5 tri-snRNP complex.